Trichoplax adhaerens is the source of this 1488-nucleotide messenger RNA. RefSeq lists its product as uncharacterized. The transcript is spliced from 17 exons. Gene Ontology annotation, molecular function: monoatomic cation transmembrane transporter activity. Bases 1 to 1488 code for a protein of 495 amino acids. Gene Ontology annotation, cellular component: membrane. The record is from RefSeq and is a predicted model, not a curated record. NCBI's taxonomy places the organism in Eukaryota, Metazoa, Placozoa, Uniplacotomia, Trichoplacea, Trichoplacidae. Gene Ontology annotation, biological process: intracellular calcium ion homeostasis; monoatomic cation transport; transmembrane transport.
AUGGUGCUUAUUCAGUUAUUUCAAGGCUUAAAUGGCCAACAGAAUGGGAAUCACGUUGUGAUACAAGAUUGUUCUGAUCCUUAUACUUAUCCACUGCCGUAUACCAAUAGCUGUGAAUUCGUUCUUGCACGUUGUGGCUCGGUUCCUGCUCUUUUUAAUUAUUUGCAAUUCGUGUUUUGUGAUAUGGAACAUCAACAGGCCGAUAACUACUUUGUUCCUCCUUUGAACUUCCUGUCAGAAAAACUGAAAUUAUCUCCAAGCAUAGCGGGAAUAACUUUGUUAGCUAUUGGAAAUGGCGCUCCUGAUGUAUUUACUGCAUAUGCAGCAAUAAGAAAAGCGCACGAUUUUCCUCUGGAAUUAGGAGCUUUACUUGGGGCUUCAAUAUUUAUAUCAACAGUCGUACUUGGAGCUGUGAUUAUGGUAUCGCGUGUGGAAAGAAGUACUAUAAAUCCCGUAGAUUUUUUUCGCGAUGUCAUUGCUUAUAUGAUCGUAGUAUUGGCUGUUAUUAUUGCGUGUCUGGACGGUGCGAUUUAUAUAUACGAAUCUGUUAUAAUUCUACUACUCUACAUUUUAUAUAUAAUAGUAGUUGUGAUAAUUUCGAAGAAAAAGAUUGCUUGUAGAGCAGAACCCGGUUUAAACGAACGCUCUCCAUUAUUGCAAUCAGGUCCAGAUAGCUACAGCGAGGAUGAUGAUAUUGUAUAUUUAGACGAUAAUCUUACUACGAAUUUACCCGGACUAUCAUGGCCAAGCAAAUCGCACUUCCUCGUUAAAAUUCAAUGGCUAUUCGAAUGGCCAUUUUCUUUAUUAAGAUGGAUGUCAAUUCCCGUAGCUGAUGGUAAAUGGGACCCUUGGAGACGUUUCUUUGUAAUCAUUUCACCUGCACCAAUGGCAUAUGUUAUAUUAUUAGCUGCAAAAGGUUUUGAAGGAUUUACCCUACCUGUAGGGCAUCUACCUCUAUGGAUAUUUAUACUCAUAUUGGGUGCUGGAGCUUCUGUCAUUCUAUGGAUUACCACUUCAUCUCGUCAUCCGCCACCAAGCUGGUUCCAGUUUGUUCUGAUGUUACUUGCCUUUGCGAUGUCCAUUGUCUGGUUGCAAUUACUUCCGAAUGAAGUUGUGGCUGUAACCGAAUCGUUAGGAUACACUUUUAACAUAAAAACAGUGAUUUUGGGAUUUACAGUACUAGCAAUUGGUAAUUCCUUGGGUGAUUUAGUAGCGGAUACAGCAGUUGCAAGAGCUGGAAAGCCUGCUACUGGCGUUGCUUCUUGUUUCGGUUCACCGCUAUUAAAUGACGUUCUAGGUCUUGGUAUUUCAUUAACGGCUUACUGCAUCCAGAACUAUCCUCAUCCGUUAGUAUUUGAUAUAAAUUCGGAGGAUUUUGUAAAGGUCAAGUUAUCAUGGAUUUUUCUUGGAAUAAGCUUAUGUGGGAGUGCAGUAGUAUUUCCAUUCUUUAAAUAUUCACCUCCAAAAGUAACCAAUUAUAAUUUGUAA